AUGGCCUCCUCUUCAUCCCAGUCUUACAGAAAGUUUCAGAAGCUGGAAAGAACCGUCGCUAAAGCGCGUCAUCUAGGCUUCGACUACGAUUGGGACAAUGGCCUCCUGAUGUUUGGGGACUAUUGGUGCAUGGAAGUCGAGCGCCUCCGCGAAAUCUUGUCCCCCGACCAUCCUGGUUAUGAUGAUGUAUGGGAUCAGAGAGAUUUUGAAGCUGAUAAGGCGUGCCUUCGGGACAAGGAGUGGUUUGUCGCGCAGUCACAAUACUACGGCCUUCGACUAGGCGAUGUGAAGAUGAAGACUCUGCGCAAUCUGCGCCGUGAUUUGGCCGAGUUGGUCAAAAUGGGUGCGUGCGACACUCUCAGUAAACCUGUGGCCGCUUUCUACGAUGCUUUCAGAAAAAUGGAGGACAUUCAGAAAAGUCAUGAUGAGAUCUUCGAUGAAUUCACAGCCAUGGAGGACAAAAUCGCAUUCGAUGUUGAAAUCUUCGCACAGCGCUACUUCUCCGAUCGAACCACCACUCCCGCGCCAAUAUUACUUCGCAACCUUCCUAGCGAUACUAGGCCUCUAAUUGACCGCCUCGAAGCGAUCGACGGUCUUGUAUGUAGAGUGAUUGAUGUAAACGAUUCCACUUACUGGGCCAUUCUUGGCUGGGACCAUCUAGCUGUCGACGACGCAGUGCGUUCAGCGAGGGAGUCGUUGAGAGAGAAAUCCGACAAGGCGAUAGCUGACGGCGCUUUCGACAUAAUCGCGACCGAGAUGCAGAAGCAUCACAGAUACGUCUUCAGAAACCUCACGCCACCAGAAAUCGACUACCACGUUGACGGAAAGGAAUUUUUAGUUAAACCGGAAGCAACUCAGAUGCGACUCGAGGAUGCCCUGGGCAACUUCCUCGUGCAGGGCGUCAUGAUAGAAAAAGAGUAUGCAUCUGUAGACCCGACGGCUUUUGAACUCAACAUCAGACCGUUCUCUUCCCCAGUUGAGGACGAUGGCCUAUUGGUUGGGGAUAUGAGGUUUGGCGAAUUCGAAGGGACCGCGAUCCUCUCUUUCUCCUACGAUCGGAUGGCGAUUGUCCAGUCAAGGCAUGUGACGCAGUCAGUGGGGUUCGAAACGGUAGACGGCCUCGAUACUAUGUGGAAGAGCUUGUCUCUGUUCAAGAAUUUUUCCAAAGGCGACACGGGCGAGGUCAUUCGGGAGGCUCUCAAAGCCGUGGAAAGACCAAACUACGUUCAGGAGCCAAGGCAGAACUGGCGACUGCCAAAACUGCGCAAGCCAAAUCCAUGGUUUCCACACAGUGGCGCUCGGCGGCUUUACUUCUGCGCAAAGGGCUGGAAUGACGCGGAGGACAGUGUCAUGGAGUUCAAGAAAGGAAUCCUUGAUUUCAACCCGUCUUGCACACGGUUCAAAGGCGUCAUCACAAUGUUGGAAAACAAUGAACUGUUCAGAUUGAAAGGCUUCAAGGUGGAAGACUACUCUCCAACGCAGUGGGAUGACGUCGAAGGGGGAUUCUAUGAUGACGAGGACAUGGAUUCGUCGACGACAGAGGAAUCGUCUAUUUCCGGAGAAUCGUCUACAUCUGAAGAGCCAUCUAUACCGGGUGACUCAUCUUCAGAGUCUGGGGAUAUAUCUUCAGACGACGGCAUGACCUGA
Molecule: messenger RNA, 1647 nt
Organism: Colletotrichum scovillei
Lineage: Eukaryota; Fungi; Ascomycota; Sordariomycetes; Glomerellales; Glomerellaceae
Exons: 2
Coding region: 1-1647 (548 amino acids)
Source: RefSeq, a predicted model, not a curated record